AUGGCGCGCAGCAAACUUAAAUCAGCACUCGACAACGAGAAGGGCCGCAAUAUCAAGCUCGAGAAGCAGCGCAAGCAGGAAAAAGAUGCGCGCAAGCGCAAGGAGCAAAACAAGCCGGCAGAGGACGAUGACUCGGAAGCGGAGGGAGGUGUAGCUCUAGAGCAGGAAGUGAAGGUCUCCUCGAAGAGUGAUGGAAAGGCGAAGAAGGGAAAGGCCAACGGUGUGAAGGCUGCGGCGCCGACAGAAGAGGCUGAAUGGGAGACGGACAGCGAAGACGAGGAAGCCAGCGACGAUGAUGAGGAGGUUCCAUUCGAUCUCUCACGCCUUGAAGACAGCGAAAGCGACGUGAGUGGGGACGACGAAGAGGAUGAGGAGGUGGCGGAGACAUUGGGUGCGGGAGAUGACGAUGAGGAUGAGGACGAAGAGGCGGAAGACGACGAAGAUGGUAUUGCGCUCUCGGAUAUCGAAUCGCUCGCCGAUGAAGACAAAGCCGAUAUCAUACCGCAUCAGCGCCUCACCAUCAACAACACCGCUGCCCUCACCGCAGCUCUGAACCGCAUCAAGCUGCCCUACUCGAAGCUCGCCUUCUCGGAAUACAUGUCGCUGACGACUGAUGAGGAUGUCGAGAUUGAAGACGUGGACGACGAUCUCAACCGCGAAUUGGCAUUCUACAAGCAAUCCCUGUCCGCAGUUAAGGACGCACGCAAUCUGCUAAAGAAGGAGGGCGCGCCGUUCUCGCGACCAGCAGACUACUUCGCCGAGAUGGUGAAGGACGACGAGCACAUGGGCAAGAUCAAGCAGAAGCUGAUGGACGAAGCCGCCGGCAAGAAGGCAUCGGCCGAAGCCAGGAAACAGCGCGAUCUGAAGAAGUUUGGAAAGCAGGUGCAGGUUGCGAAGUUGCAGGAGAGGGCAAAGGAGAAGCGCGACACCAUGGACAAGAUCAACCAGCUCAAGCGAAAACGAUCUGGUGCCGAAGUUACCAACACCAAUGAAGAAGACCUCUUCGACGUCGAGCUUGACAAGUCUGAUAAGCCCGACCGUCGCGACCGCGAAGGAGGCGGCAACUUCAAGCGCCAGAAGAAGAACGAGAAGUUCGGUUUCGGCGGUAAGAAGCGGCACGCAAAGAGCAACGACGCACAGUCGAGCGCAGACGGCCGGGGCUUCUCACAUAAGAAGAUGAAGGGCAAGGCGGGCGGUGCAGCGAAGAGGCCGGGUAAGGGUCGAAGGAUGAAGAGCAGGUAG
Didymosphaeria variabile is the source of this 1242-nucleotide messenger RNA. RefSeq names its product rRNA-processing protein EBP2 (gene ebp2). The transcript is spliced from 2 exons. The coding region runs from base 1 to 1242 and encodes 413 amino acids. The record is from RefSeq and is a predicted model, not a curated record. Gene Ontology annotation, cellular component: nucleolus; nuclear periphery; preribosome, large subunit precursor. Gene Ontology annotation, biological process: ribosomal large subunit biogenesis; rRNA processing. NCBI's taxonomy places the organism in Eukaryota, Fungi, Ascomycota, Dothideomycetes, Pleosporales, Didymosphaeriaceae.